This is a messenger RNA of Asparagus officinalis (garden asparagus), 948 nucleotides long. Its product is annotated as galactinol synthase 2-like. NCBI's taxonomy places the organism in Eukaryota, Viridiplantae, Streptophyta, Magnoliopsida, Asparagales, Asparagaceae. Gene Ontology annotation, molecular function: glycosyltransferase activity. The transcript has 4 exons. The record is from RefSeq and is a predicted model, not a curated record.
AUGGAGCCUGAAGUCGCUGCCACCAAAACCCGAACCGGGUUCAAAACCCCAAACCCGGUCCGACUAAAUCCGAAGUACGCUUACGUCACGUUCCUCGCCGGAGCCGGCGACUACUACAAAGGGGUGGUGGGCUUAGCGAAGGGGCUGAGGAAGGGUCGCCUACCGCUUUGGUGGUGGCGUUAGCUGGCGGACGUGCCGGCGGAGAACCGCCGGAUUCUGGAGGAGCAAGGGUGUGUCGUCAAGGAGAUCGACCCGGUUUACCCGCCGGAGAACCAGACCCGGUUCGCGAUGGCUUAUUAUGUGAUUAAUUAUUCUAAGCUCAGGAUUUGGGGGUUUGUGGAGUACAAGAAGAUGAUCUAUCUUGACGCAGACAUCCAAGUAUACGCGAACAUCGACAACCUCUUCGACCUCCCCGACGGCAGCUUCUACGCCGUCAUGGACUGCUUCUGCCCGCCUCCCUCCCUCUACUUCAACGCCGGCAUGUUCGUCUUCGAGCCCGCGCUGAGCACAUGCGACGCCCUCCUUGAGAAAUUGAAGGUCACGGAGCCUACGCCGUUUGCAGAGCAGGACUUUUUGAACAUGUUCUUUAGGGAUGCUUAUAAGCCAAUUCCGUUUGAGUAUAAUUUGGUGCUUGCGAUGCUGUGGCGUCACCCGGAGAACGUGGAUCUUGGGAGGGUCAAAGUUGUCCAUUACUGUGCGGCUGGAUCGAAGCCGUGGAGGUACACUGGAAAUGAGCCGAACAUGGACAGAGAGGACAUUAAGGAGUUAGUGAAGAAAUGGUGGGAGAUUUAUAAUGAUGAGUCCUUGGAUUGCAAGGGCCCCGCUGUUGCUGCUGUGGACGGUGGUGGAUCUGUGGUCGCACGUGGCUUGGAGCCAUCCGAUUUGAUGAGACGGGCGAUGUCGGAGGCGGGUGCAGUUCGUUGCAUAACCGCUCCGUCUGCUGCGUGA